This is a messenger RNA of Monopterus albus (swamp eel), 1461 nucleotides long. Its product is annotated as alpha-2-HS-glycoprotein. Lineage: Eukaryota; Metazoa; Chordata; Actinopteri; Synbranchiformes; Synbranchidae. Gene Ontology annotation, biological process: negative regulation of endopeptidase activity. The coding region runs from base 76 to 1329 and encodes 417 amino acids. Gene Ontology annotation, molecular function: cysteine-type endopeptidase inhibitor activity. The transcript has 8 exons. Gene Ontology annotation, cellular component: extracellular region. The record is from RefSeq and is a predicted model, not a curated record.
UCUCCCCAGCGAGCAGAAGGGGAGAUUACUCUGUGCUCACAUCAAAGGAGCUCCUGUCUGCACUUCUCCUGCACCAUGGACAAGUCCAUCUCCACAUUAUUACUGGUGUUAUCCUUGCCAUCCAUUGUGUACGGUGAAGGUUUUGCACUGGUACCAAUUGAACUUGUUCCUGUUCCCUGCAAUGACAAAGCAGUGGAGAAGCUGUCUCGCUUGGCCGUCACUUACAUCAAUGAAGAUCGCACAGAUGGCUACAAGUUCGCCCUCAACCGCAUUGCUAAUGUCCACCUGCAUGCUCAGGGCCCAGCAGGCAAUGUGUAUUACCUGGACCUGGAUGUCCUGGAGACCAAGUGUCACAUCGGCAGCCCAAAGCCGUGGAAACGCUGUGACGUCAGACCUUUCAUGGAAACACAAAUCUCUGGCAACUGCAACACCACUAUUCUUCACACACCAGAGGGAUACUCCUACCUGUACAGCUAUGACUGCACUCUAGUGCCAGAUCCCCCAGAGAAGCUCCAGCAGACAUGUCCAACCUGCCCCCUGCUGCUGCCUGUGGACAGCCCAGAGGCUGAGAGCACUGCUCAGUUCACUCUGGCAUUCUAUAAGAGACAAUCCACACUGGGUGCUGGACUCGGUAUAAAGAAGAUCACCAGAGCUGCAGAACAGGUUGUGCCAGUGAAAGCCAGUUUUGUGGAGUACACAGUCCAAGAGUGUCCAGAGGGAGUGACAGAGAGAGGCACCUGCCAGCGACUGACACUCGACUCUGACACAAAGACUGCAGGUUUCUGUGCAGGAUCUGUGCAUGGAGACAUGAAACUCUAUCCUGAUGUUCAGGUGUCCUGCGAGAUGUUCAAACUACAGAAUGUUGACAUCCUCAGACCAGUGCAGCCGCAGGGUCACGACCUCCCCCAAGACCAUGUGACCCCAGUCCUCACUGUUCUGAUUGAUGACCCAGAAAACGGUCGGCAGCCUCUUUCCUCUGACCCUACAUCAAGCCCUGCUGUUCAACCAGUGCCGUCUGACCCCUCGCUUGUGGCUAAUCCUUCUUCCAUCCCCCUCAGCUCAUCUUCCAGUGAGUCUGCUGAAUGUCUAGUAAACCAGCAACAACCACUGCCAACUGCAAGUCCUUUUGAUUCAUCCUCUGAAGAAACUGGAGGUCCUGUUGCACUGCGCCCGCCAUUUAAUUUCCGCUAUCAGAGACGUGACCGCAAGAAACGGCAGGCCUUAAAGAAGACUUCAGCAUCUCCCAACCCUGUCUUCCUGUCGAAUUUCCCCAGUGGGCCCUCUCCUUUCCGCUCUUGUCCUGGUCCUGAUCGGUACACCACAGUUUAACUGGUGCUGCACAGGACUACGUUUGUUCAGUGAAAGGGUGGACCAAUAAACUGUUCCACUCCCUGUCACUGGAGGCUUGUAAUAAUUUUUGCUAAUAUGUGGGAGGAAUGCUUUCUCUUUUCUCUCUUUCAG